GUCGACCCAACAGCAGUAUUACGUGCUAGCCUUCCGAAGGGAACGUGGUUCGGAGGUUACCGUUAUUAGCAGCAAGUGGCUGCAGAAUGAUGGUCAUACCGCCAUCAUACCUGAACUACAGCACGGCGGAUACGAUAACGCGGUCCAGAAUCACCGAACACCCGCACCCGGUGACCGCAUGCACCCUGUUCGGGUGAUUAUGCAGACAGGAGGCAACAUGCCAGGCUACUUUCCGACAGUGAUGGGGAAGAGUCUCGUGCGCAACCUCGAAAUUAAUCCUACCUGCCGGCGCCACCUAUCGAGCUGCACCAUCCGCAGGAAUGUUUUCCUUGGCAUCGGAAUCAGUUUACGCGGACCGUGGACUGGAGUGCGGUGAGGGAGUGACAACUCCCAAGCGCACCGUCGGGUCUGCUGCAAUGGGCAGGUCUUGUCAGCCUUUUUUCUGGACUAGCCGAUUUUGUUACAGUCCGACUAGCCCGCCCCGAUGGCCCACCGAUGAUGCACUCUGGUCCACACGAUCAUCAUAAAUAAUAACUAACCAAAGCAUGGACCCAGCGAACUCUGCUACACACCCCGCUUUGGAAGUUCUUGCUCAAGCCAAUGCAACCAUUCGCACCCAUCCUCAUCUUCCGUUUUCGCCCACUAACAGCUCCAUCGACGGCUUCUAUACUUCAGCCUUCUAGGAGGAGACCCUUGUAGGGAACCGUUUCACUAUUUUGCAACAUUGGAUUUUACGGUUGUUUUAACCUUUAAAACGUCCACUUGUUUUACUGACUUCACAUCCGUUGACACAAAGCGUUUUGGUGAGUACCUUGCUGCACCGUUUCUCACUCUGGUUGAUUUGCUUCCUAUUUUUGUAGCCUACACACUAUAUGUUGGGUUCAGUCGCGUCCAACUUCUAUACCGUCCCGUAUUUGACACGUCUUACGUGUCAUUCCUUACCGACUAGUAUUCCAGGCUCCACCCAACAACCACCGGAAACACAUGGUCUGUAUAGCAAAACUA
Messenger RNA from Dicrocoelium dendriticum, 1005 nucleotides. Lineage: Eukaryota; Metazoa; Platyhelminthes; Trematoda; Plagiorchiida; Dicrocoeliidae. The record is from the annotation of a GenBank genome assembly.